Molecule: messenger RNA, 3083 nt
Organism: Adelges cooleyi (spruce gall adelgid)
Lineage: Eukaryota; Metazoa; Arthropoda; Insecta; Hemiptera; Adelgidae
Product: OTU domain-containing protein 7B-like
Exons: 10
Coding region: 369-1973 (534 amino acids)
Biological process (GO): protein K48-linked deubiquitination; protein K63-linked deubiquitination; protein deubiquitination involved in ubiquitin-dependent protein catabolic process
Cellular component (GO): cytoplasm; nucleus
Molecular function (GO): zinc ion binding; DNA binding; K63-linked polyubiquitin modification-dependent protein binding
Source: RefSeq, a predicted model, not a curated record
UACUAUUAUCAGCCAUCGGCUAUGUGCAUUCUGCAUUUUGCAUUUUGCAAAUUGCAAUUACCUUGAAAAAAAUAUAAAAAAUUGCGACAUGAUUUAAAUAAAUAAAGCGAAAACCGUUUUGCAUAAUAAAAUUAUAUUAUUGUAUAGUGCGUUUAUAACGUUUUGUUUGCAUUUUGCUAGCUUCAAAACAAUCGAAUCAAUGUCAGAACUGUAAAGCAUAACCUAUCAACGUGGAGGAAAGCAAUGCACAUUUGGUCAAGGUGGAGCGAACAGGCUCUUACCAUCAAGACCAAGUCGAUUCUGUGUUGUAUAAUAAUUACAACAACUUUGAGGAUUUGGAAAACGGAAAUAUCACUACAGUUCCUUUCAUGGAAGAUACAUCUUCAUUACCGAAAAAUGCAAUCUUCAUACCUCUGUCGGGAACUACCCCGCCACAACAUCCAGACGAACCCUUUGAUGCUAAUGCUUAUAAAACACUCAAAAGAGGUAUUUCGCGUGCCACCGAUAAUGUAAAUAUUGUAUCUCAAGCAAGAUCAGAACUAGUAUUGGUGGAUAGUGCCGAAGACGAGUUGCCUGUUGUGGAAACUCCAGUGUACACAUUUAUGUUACCAGAUUUGGCGGCACUCGAAGAGAAAUUUCGAUUGUUUAUUGAAAAAGAUUUAAUAGCAGUAGCAAUGCAAAAUUCCUUGGAAAACGCCAAUCGACUGAAUUGGUGGUCUGGUUUUUGUCAAAAGCUCUGGCCACUUUCAACUUCUGGCGAUGGUAACUGUCUACUACAUGCUGCUUCAUUGGGUAUGUGGGGAUUUCAUGAUCGUUUGUUGUGUUUGAGACGGACUUUGCAUACGUUUCUGAGCACGAGUCUGGUACGUGAAGCACUUUGGCGACGAUGGCGGCGACAACAAACAAUAUUAAACUCUCAGUUCGGUCUCGUUUACACUGAACAGGAGUGGCGUAGAGAGUGGAAUGCCAUCGUCAGUAUGGCUUCUACUGUGCCUCGGAUGAGAAGGCACAGUAUAUCGAGCACUGCUAAUGGUGAAACUGAAGGAGAUAUUUAUGAGAGUCUUGAAGAAAUACACGUUCUAGCUCUGGCUCACAUCUUAAGAAGGCCUAUCAUCGUCGUCGCGGAUACAAUUCUUAAGGACAUGAAUGGUGAAGCAUUAGCUCCGAUACAGUUUGGAGGAGUUUAUUUGCCAUUCGAGUACUUUUCAAGCGACUGUCAUCGUUCACCGUUGUUACUAGCAUACGACGGUGGACAUUUCUCUGCAUUAGUGGCAAUGGAAACACCCAACUCGGUACUUUCGUCCGCCGUUCCUUUGGUCGAUUCAAACGGCGAUCUUUUGCCGAUACAGUUUCCAAUCGAUCCAGGAACAACUGACCAAACACCAGACAAAAAUCAAGAUUUGUCGUUCACCGAUUCUUUAACAAUGCUAAACGAGUAUUUAGAUAUUGUCAAACUCGACCCGCAAGGAAAUAAUGAAUCGUCGGGUAAAAAUGGACUUUUCGGAAGUUUGGGACGGUCUGUGGGUAAUAAAUUGAAAUCAAAACUAUCUCGAACAAACUCAAUUAAAAAUCUUACCGUAGCUCUACAGUCAAAGUACACUCUUUGCGCUCUGAUUAAUACUGACAAAAAACACGAAUACCACGACGUCAUGAUUAAAAACUAUUUACAAACCGCUGCAGAACGAUUUCGUCUUUCUCCAUAUGCGGAUCAAACACCUCGUUACGGAGCUGGUAAAUCACGUUUUUACACAGAAGUUGAUUCAGAGUCGCAUAUAAAAGUCGGACAAAUGACUCCAGUCAAAGCUACCACUAACGUAGAUUCUACUUUGUAUUUAUCAAAGUCUACGUUUUACGAUACUGUUCCCGAAGGCGAGCCUUGCCGUGUUGAGGAAUGUCCAUUUUUUGGAUCGCCCGCUACUAAAAACCUGUGUUCAAAAUGUUACCAACAACAUCAACAACAGCAAAAUGAUUAAUAACUAAUAUAAUAUACAUACAUUACACUAUUGACAAUUUCAUCACAUCUAAAUAUUAAUUUUAAAAACGAGGUGAUUCUUUCCUUGAAUUUUUUUUUAUAAUUUUUGUUAUUUUAACACAUUUUCUUUGAUUUUUGGGUAUUUUUAUAACCGAAACCUAACUAUUUUUUAUAAUAUAUGAAUUUAUAUUAAAAACUUAGAUUACAGGUUUUGUUUAAAACACUUUAAUGUUUCAAUAAUAUUACGAGACUUGUAAAAAUUAAAUACAUAAUUCAUUGGUAACAAAGUAUCAAAAAUAAAUGUAUAAUAGUAAAAAUAUUUAAAAAUUGCCAAAAACCAUCCUUUACUUAAUAUAAAUCUAAAAGCAUACUAAAAAUUAACUUAAACAGAUGGUAUAAAAAUUUAAUAUCAAACAUUUAUUUUAUAUAAAUAAUACUUUAAAAAAGUAAUAAAAAAAAUUAAGUAUCAGAUAUUAGAAUCACCUUGUGUCACUAUGGUUAUCCAAAUUCUGUUUCGCUGUUUAACUCUUGGUCUAAAAUUUGGAUAAUCAAUAUAAAUAUUUAUAUUCGCUUGAGUAGCAGCUUUUAAUAUGUAUUGUUAUUUAUUUAAAAAGUAAAGUAUUAAUCUUUAAGUAUUUGCACAAUGUGUGCCUCUCACAUAUAAUUUACUAUUAACACAUUAUUAUUUUUUGUUUUAUGUAAAUACAAUACUAACGUGAACAAUUUAAUAACGGUCAUUUAUUUUUAUUAUAUACCAUUGUUAUAAAACGUUUUUAUCAAUAACAUCUAAUUUAUAUAAGUAUUAACUAAUUAUAAUACACCCUAGCGUAUUUAACGAACUUAAGUUCAGCCAUAGUACAGCCAAUAAUCUAAUAAGCAGUUUUCCCUGCAAAUUCCUAUGUAAGUAGUAUUGCUGAAUUUUAAUGUACAUUAUUUUGAUGCACACAUAGUUGUAAAAUACAAACAUCUUUAUAUUGAACACAAAAUAUUUGUGUUAUGCAUUGUGAAUAAUAUAACGCUGAGUAAAACUAAUUAUAAGAUUAUAUUACAUCAUCACGUUAACAUCUUUUAUUAUUUUUUGUUGUUUAAAUCGAUAAUAUUUUAUGUUUGU